AUGGCAGCAGCCAGUGUCUCCUCGGAAGCAGGGCCUUGUCCCCUGGGUCCCGGGGAAGAAGAAAGGUUUUAUCCCUCGAAAGUGGAAGAAGUAAUGGAGACAGUUUGCAGAGACUUUUUGCUGCAGCAGCAGCAGUACGACGCAGCAGCAGCAGCAGCAUGGGCGCAGCAGCUGGCGCAGCAGCUGCUGGCAGCAAUCCGCAGCUCGCAGCAAAUCCCCAGGUUUAAAGUUCUUGUCCAAGUGCUGCUGCUGCAGCAAAGGAGACAGGGCCUUUGCUUCUGCAGCAAAAGUCUCUGCGACG
Molecule: messenger RNA, 301 nt
Organism: Eimeria necatrix
Lineage: Eukaryota; Apicomplexa; Conoidasida; Eucoccidiorida; Eimeriidae
Product: Tctex-1 family domain containing protein, putative
Exons: 1
Biological process (GO): microtubule-based movement
Cellular component (GO): cytoplasm; cytoplasmic dynein complex
Molecular function (GO): dynein intermediate chain binding
Source: RefSeq, a predicted model, not a curated record